AAUUUUUUUUAUGAUGAUAUUAAAAUUUCUAAUAAUAAAAAAGUUUUAGAAUUGAUUAUCGUCGUGAAAAAAAAGAAUUAAAUACUUAUAAAACCAAACCUACACUGUAUCUACUAAAGGAUUUUGGUUUAAUUUUAUUAAUAUUAAAAUUAAAAAUUUGGAAAAGAAGAAAAAAUAUCUAAUUUUUUAUUUAUUGCGUAAAAAAUAAAUUAAAUUUUUCUUUGGAAAAAAAAGAACAAAAAGAAAAAUUUUUCAUAUCAAUUUUUUGCAAGGAUAGGCUGGAAUCUACCUAAAAAUUAAACAAAAAUUUUUAAAUAAUCAUAUUUUUGUUUAAAUUUAAUUAAAAAAACAGCUAUUCAUUCAAUUAAAGAAAAAUAAAUAAAAAAUAUAAUAAAAUCUACAUAAUUUUCAUAUUGAGGAUACCUUCAAACAAUAAAAUCAAAAUGGAUUGUAGAUUGGAGUUCUUAAGAUUAGAAUUCGCAGUUUUUAAUGCAGCUAAAGAAAAUGAUUUAACAAAAUUAAAGAAAUGCUUGCUUGGCCGCUCUCAGCCUGAGGUAUCGAUGUUAUUAACAGUUAAGACUGGUGGAGCAACUCCAUUAGUAAUUGCCUGUCGUUACGGUCAUUAUGAUAUUGUAGAAUAUUUAAUAACAAAAUGUGGCUGUAAUGUUGAAAGAGUCGGUUCAGUAACAUUUGAUGGUGAAACAAUUGAAGAUGCACCACCAUUAUGGUGUGCGAGCGCAGCGGGACAUUUAAAUAUUGUGAAAUUAUUAGUUAAACAUGGUGCUAAUGUUAACAGUACAACAAAAACAAAUUCAACUCCAUUGAGAGCUGCAUGUUUUGAUGGUCAUUUUGAAAUUGUAAAAUAUUUAAUUAAAAAGGGUGCUGAUUUUGAAAUAGCAAAUCGCCACGGUCACACAUGUCUAAUGAUAGCGUGCUAUAAGGGUAAUUACAAAAUUGCUCAAUAUUUAUUAAGUUUAAAAGCAGAUGUCAAUAGAAGAAGUGUCAAAGGUAAUACAGCACUACAUGAUUGCGCUGAAUCUGGAUCUUUAGAAAUUUUACAAUUAUUAUUACAACAUGGUGCUACAAUGGACGUUGAUUCAUACGGUAUGACACCAUUAAUAGCGGCUAGUGUUACAGGUCAUUUGCCAAUUGUCGAACAUAUAAUUGGUUUACCAGAAAUUAAGAGAGAAGAUCGUAUAGCAGCUUUAGAAUUACUUGGAGCAACAUUUGUCGAUAAAAAACGUGAUAUGAUACAUGCUAUAUCAUUAUGGAAACGUGCCAUGGAAGAUCGUUAUAAUAAUGAACCAGAAUUGCCAAAAAUUGUUAAUGAACCUAUAGCUGCAUAUGAUUAUGCUCGUGAAGUAACAAGCAUUCAAGCAUUAGAUGAUUUAUUAAUGGAUCCAGAUGCUAUGAGAAUGCAAGCUUUAGUUAUACGAGAACGAAUACUAGGACCGGCGCAUCCUGAUACAAGUUACUAUAUUAGAUUUAGAGGAGCACAUUACGCUGAUGCCGGUCGAUUUGAUCGGUGUAUAGAAUUGUGGACUUAUGCUGUUACUAUGCAACAGAAUAUACUUGAACCUUUAAGCCCAAUGACACAAUCAUCAUUUUUAUCAUUCGCUGAAUUAUUUAGUUUUAUGUUAGGAGAAGCUGGUCGAGCCAUGACUAGGGGUCGAGUUGUACCACCUAUUGAAACAAAUGAUAUGCUUAUGAUUUUUAAUAAAUCAGUUAAAGAAUUAGAAUUAGGUCAAAAAAUGUUUCAAAGUUUGCCAGAAUCUGAAAAGGACUCAAAUUUACUUAGUCGUGCUCUAGUAAGCUCAUUACAUUUGGCUUGUUUAUUAGCACGUUUAGUUGUUGAAGAAGAUUGCUGUGAAGUGAUAAAAAAACGUAUAUUAACAGCAUUAUAUAAAUUAAAUAAUUUAAAAGUUGUGAUACGAUCUGGUCGUACAGCAUUACAUUUAGCUUGUUAUCGUGGAGCUUCUCUUGGACGUUAUCCACCAUGUCAAUUUCCGUCCACACAUUUAACAAAAGCAUUAUUAAUGGUUGGAGCAGAUCCAAACGCUCGUGAUGAAGAUGGUAAUACACCUUUACAUUUAGCUGCUAUAUCAAAUCCUUGUCGACCAGAAUUAGCAAAAAUUUUAAUAGAAUAUGGCGCACAUUUGGAUACACGUAAUAAACAUGGUGAGAGCUUUGAAAAUUUAUUAGGUGAGGAACAACGAUUACAUGAAAUUGUAGAUCCACUUAAGCAUAUCAAUUUGGCAUGUUUAGCCGCUCGGAAAAUUAAAAAACACAAUAUAGAAUAUGUUAACAGAGUACCAAAAUCCUUAUAUUCAUUUAUCGAUUAUCAUUAAUAUUGUAAUAAAAACAGAAAAUUUAAAAAAAACAUAAAUGUAGUCAUAAAAAUUUAUACAAAAAAGAAAAAAUAAUAUGAAAAAAAAUGUAAAAUGAUUGAUAUUAAAAUGCAUCGAGCAAAUUAUUGAAUUUUCAGUAAAAAAAUAUUAACAUUCGAAAUUCAAAAAUAGAAUAUGUAUAUAAAAAAAUUACAAUAUCUUUUAACUUACAAAAAUUUUAUAUAAAACGAUUUAUAACGAUCGAUGUUAACUUCAAAAUUUGUAAUAAUCGUUGAAAAUUAGAAUAAAACUGCUUUAUUUUGUUGUUUUAUU
This is a messenger RNA of Condylostylus longicornis, 2660 nucleotides long. RefSeq names its product protein fem-1 homolog CG6966. The transcript is spliced from 6 exons. The record is from RefSeq and is a predicted model, not a curated record. Gene Ontology annotation, molecular function: protein binding. NCBI's taxonomy places the organism in Eukaryota, Metazoa, Arthropoda, Insecta, Diptera, Dolichopodidae. The coding region runs from base 444 to 2348 and encodes 634 amino acids.